Molecule: messenger RNA, 483 nt
Organism: Medioppia subpectinata
Lineage: Eukaryota; Metazoa; Arthropoda; Arachnida; Sarcoptiformes; Oppiidae
Source: the annotation of a GenBank genome assembly
UAUUCAAACGUAACGAAAGUGAAUGACAUAACACUCUUGAAGUUGGCCUCCAAAGUGGACUUCAAUGGGAGGGACAAACACUUACGGCCCGUGUGUUUGCCUAAUAAGUCGUUUCAGAUACCGACGGGUGCCGUGUGUUUGGCCACCGGUUGGGGCAAACGGUUCAACAACGAGUCGUACUCAACGGUACUGCAAAAGGUGACCAAACAAGUGGUAGAUCAGCGCCGGUGUGUGGACUCGUGGCCGGGCAUACAGUUCCCCAUCACUGACGGCCACAUUUGUUUUGACACUCUUAGAGAUGGCAGCGGUGUAUGUAAUGGCGACUCCGGAGGACCCGUACAGUGCCAGUCCACCGAUGGCCAGUGGGUUCAGGUGGGGGUCGCCUCCUGGACCUCCAAUCCCUGCGCUAUUAAGGGAUAUCCGGCGCUAUUCACUCGAGUGGCCUAUUAUUACGAUUGGAUUCGCGAUAUUAUCGACAAAAAU